AUGCGAAUUCUGCGGGAAGCAGCAAAAUGGGUCGAUCGGAUGCUUCAUCGGGGUUUCACCCCUGAUGCUGUAGCAUAUGGAUUGUUAAUGCAUGGGUUGUGUAGAACCGGGCGAGUUGAUGAAGCAAGGGCAUUGAUGUCAGCUAAGAGGCUUAGUUUGAAUACGGUGGGAUACAAUUGCUUUAUAAGUGCUGUAUGCAAAGCUGUGAAGGAUGAUAAGAUAGAAGCUGCUUUGAGACUGUAUCAGAACAUGUUAUUGGAGGGUGUAAUUGCCGAGACAGUAACUUACAACACAUUAAUCCAUGUUUUUCUCAGAAGAGGUGCAAUCCAAGAAGCACUUAAGCUUGUAAAUGAUAUGUUGUUUAGAGGAUGCCCUCUUGAUGAAAUCACUUACAAUGGCCCGAUAAAGGCACUAUGCAAAGCCGGGGCUGUUGAUAAAGGAACUGGGAAAGUAAAUACUGCCCUUGAGUUUCUAAGGGAUAUGACUCAUCGAGGUUUGACACCUGAUAUAGUCACCUAUGACAGCCUCAGAAAUGUUGGCACUGCAAGGGGGGCCUGUUUAAUGAUGCUUGUUUCAUUCUGCAUAGAGGAGUUGAGAACGGCUUUCUACCUAAUGAUGUUACUUGUAUGGCCUGGAAGCCAACUUUCAUCCUUCGGUGAUACCUCAUGCUUACAAGUCAAGUUUUACAAGCAUGGAAAACACUUCUCUGUUAAAAGCCAUGUUCUUGUCAUGGUUGCAGUCUACCCAAUCUGUAAAGUGAAAAUCUCAAAGGGAGAUGUUCACAUCAUCAGUCCCAUGUUUCUAAAUCAGAUGUUAAUUACUCCGAUAAAGAAAGAAGAACUUUUGAGGUGCUGUAAUGAAGUUAAAGAGGGGGAGAUGUUUGGGUAUAUUUAUUACAACCUAAAGUUAAACAGAGGGUUAUUGAGCAAUGUAAAGAUCAAAGAACCUGAGAGUAAUCUAUCUUUAAUGAUGGUGAUAUGGGAAUUAAAAAAUCUUUUGACCUCGAGUGCUGGCAGUAAUACUAGCACUUUGCUCCGCAAUCGAGUUCAACUACGCCAUGCACAGGUUUUGAAUGGUGGGAUUGUGUUUCAAGAACAAGUUUAUAAGGCGGUUGACGUGGCGAAGUUGAUGAUGUGGCAAAUGUAA
Pistacia vera is the source of this 1146-nucleotide messenger RNA. Its product is annotated as pentatricopeptide repeat-containing protein At5g64320, mitochondrial-like. The record is from RefSeq and is a predicted model, not a curated record. Lineage: Eukaryota; Viridiplantae; Streptophyta; Magnoliopsida; Sapindales; Anacardiaceae. The transcript is spliced from 8 exons. Gene Ontology annotation, molecular function: protein binding. Bases 1 to 1146 code for a protein of 381 amino acids.